AUGUAUGAACCAGACGAGACACGAGCAUUAUGGGAGAUGUAUGAGCCAGACGAGACACGAGCAUUACGGGAGAUGUAUGAACCAGACGAGACAAGAGCAUUAUGGGAGAUGCUUGAACCAGACGAGACACGAGCAUUAUGGGAGAUGAAUGAACCAGACGAGACACGUUCAUUAUGGGAGAUGUAUGAACCAGACGAGACACGAGCAUUAUGGGAGCUGAAUGAACCAGACGAUACGCGAGCAUUAUGGGAGAUGUUUGAAUCAGACGAGACACGAGCAUUAUGGGAGAUGUUUGAAUCAGACAAUACACGAGCAUUAUGGAAGAUGUAUGAACCAGACGAGACAUGA
Molecule: messenger RNA, 348 nt
Organism: Dreissena polymorpha
Lineage: Eukaryota; Metazoa; Mollusca; Bivalvia; Myida; Dreissenidae
Product: 110 kDa antigen-like
Exons: 1
Coding region: 1-348 (115 amino acids)
Source: RefSeq, a predicted model, not a curated record